UCGUAACGCGGUCUGGCCUGGCCUACACAAUCCUCGACUCUCCGCUUUUACGAUUGGAUGAUGAGAUCGCGUGCGCUCAUCAAAGGAAGAGCCCACAAACAUUUUACAAUUCCGAGGCACGUACUACGUCUUUACCCAGCGCCGUGUCGGUGUAAAAAAACUCGGCUGCUGCAGCGCAGGGAAACGAGCGGAAUAAGAGCCAGACGUGGAAUUAAGGAGGCGCCCGCGCUCGCGCGCAUGCACGCAUGAAAAAUUUGUUUUGCUCAUACUGGAGCUCAUAAAGUGCAAGUCAGAGCGCUUUUUGCCAGCCUGUUUUGUAAUUAUACGAAUGUCAAAACGUGUGUUCGUCGGCUCUCAGUUCUGCUGUCCGACUUAAUUAUUUCUGUUUAGUCACGUUAUAUGAUAUAGGCAUCAUAGAGGCAUCCGCCAUGUAUUCAAGUUUUGGUGGAUUCACUACAAUUUUCAGAAAUAAAUAACAUAAUUUAAUCGAAAUAUUGCGUUGCAACACAGAAGAAUCAGGCUAAGAGUACACUAAUCUAAAAUCAAAGAUAAAAGUCUAGUCAAAACCUUUUAUAAGCCGGCUGGACAGGAACCUUUUUUCCGUCUAUGAGUCAAGCAAUCAACUAUAGAAAUUAUAAAAUUGUCUAACCUCACCUGAAGCCCAAUCACUGCAGCAAUAGCAUUGAUUCAUCGUACCUUCCUACCCGCAACCAACGACGUUGUUGGCGCCUUGGCCGCCGUUUCCGCUGAUGUACAUACCAUAGACCUCUCUUAUGUCUAUGGUACAUACAUACACACUAACCUUCGAAAACGUAAACACAAACAAACGAAUUGCUGAUUCUAGAAUAUGCACGAUAGAUUAAUGCAUAUUAAAAUAUUGAGAUAAAAUAGAAGAAAGUUUGAAUUAUAACGAUAAUUACUUACUGCAUAGAAAUCCUCACAGUUGUUGAAUAUCCGCAGGCUUGAUGGGCUGUGAAAAGCGAAUGCAGGCUUCGCAUUAUCGUUCCGUGAAUUCAUAUUUCAAACUCUCAAAAUAGAUCAAUAUGGAAAAAAUCAUCACUGAAACUGAUAUUAUAGAACAGUCUGGUAUACCUAUUGCGACAGAAGACAGCCUCAUGAGUUUAGAAAAAAUACAAGGCAGGGAAUCCCCUGACUUGUGGCCCGAGGAGAGCAUAACAAGAUUCAUUACUCAAAAUUUGACAUCCAUAGACGUGCCAACGUGGUCUAUGGAUCUGACAACAGAUGAUAAGCAGGAGGCGUUGCGAUUGGGACAAUUGUCAAAGGAAGAGAUAGCACUAGAAGUGAAAAAGUUACUCGACUCUGCAUAUCAUUUAGGUGUGGAUGAAGCUAAAGAAAUGACCAGAGGAAAGUAUUUGAGUAUUUUUAAACAAAGUUAGUCACUACACUAUUUUUAAAAGAUCAUGUUAUUAUAGCAUGUUAUCAAAUGAAGUAAGAUGAAAUAACUUUUAUACAUAAUCUUGAAUUUAUAUAGACACAGUUUCUCUUUUAUCGAAUUAUUUUUACAAUGCUCAUUACAAAGCAAAUUGAUUUUUCAUUUGAUUUGAACAUAUUUAUUCAUAAUAUAUCAUUAAAUAAUAAGUAUUAUUUUAUCUGUUUGAAAUUAAAUAAAAAGAUGUUAACAAA
Messenger RNA from Nasonia vitripennis (jewel wasp), 1644 nucleotides. Its product is annotated as protein lin-52 homolog. The transcript is spliced from 3 exons. Gene Ontology annotation, cellular component: DRM complex. The record is from RefSeq and is a predicted model, not a curated record. Gene Ontology annotation, biological process: regulation of DNA-templated transcription. Lineage: Eukaryota; Metazoa; Arthropoda; Insecta; Hymenoptera; Pteromalidae. Bases 1044 to 1397 code for a protein of 117 amino acids.